Messenger RNA from Cynara cardunculus var. scolymus (artichoke), 2118 nucleotides. Its product is annotated as replication protein A 70 kDa DNA-binding subunit A-like. Gene Ontology annotation, molecular function: DNA binding. Bases 1 to 2118 code for a protein of 705 amino acids. Gene Ontology annotation, cellular component: nucleus. The transcript is spliced from 13 exons. The record is from RefSeq and is a predicted model, not a curated record. Lineage: Eukaryota; Viridiplantae; Streptophyta; Magnoliopsida; Asterales; Asteraceae. Gene Ontology annotation, biological process: DNA recombination; DNA repair; DNA replication.
AUGAAUUGCUUACCUGCUGUGAGAUUAAUGGCUAUGAAGAAUAUAACAUUCAUCCAAGAUCUUGACAUACAGAAGGAUAACUUCACUGUGAAGGUCCGAAUCACUAGACUGUGGAAUCAACCGCUGUUUAAAAACCCGGAUGAAAUAUAUUCCGUCGAAAUGAUAUUAAUGGAUGAACAGGGCACUAAAAUACAAGCAAAUGUCCUACCAAAAUGGGUUCCUAAGUUCAGGAAUUUAUUUCAGGAAGGGACUGCAAUUUUCAUUAAGAAUCCUACAUUUGCUCGACAUGCAUUGAAGUACAAGUUAAUUGAUAAUACAAACAAGUUAAGUUUGUAUUACAAAACUUCUGUGACAAGUUGCCAGGAUUUUAGGGGUUCCAGUUUUGGUUUCUCAUUUGUCAAAUUUGCAAUUCUUAUAUCGAAAAGUAUUCCAGAACAUACAGAAGUUGAUGUAAUUGGUGAGGUUAUUGGUUGUGAGACAAUGGUGACUCUUCCAGAUAACAAUGGAAAAGCCAAAAGAAGGAUGCAGGUUGAGAUGCAGGAUUUGGAGGGGAUUAAAAUCCAAGUGACAUUGUGGGAUGCAUUUGCUCAGGAAUUUAAUGAUUAUGUUUCUACUAACAAGGACAACGGGAUUGUUAUUCUUGUAAUUCAGUUUGCAAUGGUGAAAAUUUACAGAGAAAAACCAUUUCUUUCUAACUCAUUUAAUGGUACGAGAUUGUUCAUCAAUUCGAAUAUUGAUGAAAUCAAGGAUUUUAUGAAAAGUUUGAUUCGGGAGAGUGGCGAAUCUAAAUCGUCACAACAGAUUUCAAUGCUCUCUGGAUUGUCUUAUUCAUAUCAUGAAGAUUUUCUAGACAGAACCAGUAGAGCAAACAUUGUUGAAAUUAGUGAAACUGUUGAGGCAAAAUCACUAAUUAUAUUAGGAACAGUGAAAGCAUUUAGGAAGGAUGUUCCUUGGUUUUACAUGGGUUGCAAGAGGUGUAACCGCAAGGUUCGACCCAUGUACACUAUAAUUGACAAGGAUGAUAGAUCGGGUAUGAAAGAAGAGAGUGAAAGUUUUGAAUGUACGACUGAUAGAUGCAGAGAUAAAAAGACUGAGGUUUUGCAAAAGUUCAGAAUUUCUUUGAGAGUUCAAGAUGAUACUGGAAUUGAAUCAUUGACAUUUUUUGAUCGAAAAUAUAAUAAACUUUUGAAUCAAUCUGCAAUAGUGUUGUAUGAAAAAGUUAAAGAGAGUCGUGAUUUAGAUAUGUUUCUGGAUGUUUUGCUCGAUCGAAAAUUUGCAAUAAAGAUUGACAUAACUGAUUACAAUAUUAAAAACAGAUGUUUCAUUAAUGGUAUUUCAAAGCUAACAGAUGAUGAUGCCAUCUUGAAUGAAUUGGAGAUGAGAUACGCUUCUCAACAGCCUGCUAAAUCAGAAUCAGUAAAUCUGCAUUCAACAGAUUUCAGUUCUGAAGAGAAGUUAAGGGAUGUUGUAUCAUUUACUGGUGAGAAUGCAACACCCUCCGAUGUGGAUAAGAGCACUGCAGACAGUCCGGAAUCACAAGUGAAGUUGUAUGACAGAAGGCUUGGGAAAGGAAUUGAUAGGAAGUGUGAUUUUGAAAGUUGGUCUGAUGCCGAUCAGGAAGAAAAAGAAUCGACUAAAAAAACAUUAAAAAUCCCUAAGGUUGAAAAACGAACCCAGAAACCUGCAACUCUCAAGAAACCUGCAACUCUCAAGAAACCUGCAACCAUGUCUUCUUCGAGUGGUUCCGCUCAAUCCGUCAACGUCUCAAGUGACAACGAGGUCACUCAGGCGCAAGCUUUAACCUCGCACGCUCUUUCUUUUGUUCAGAAUAAAUACGAGAAAAUCGUACUGGUGAAGAAGCCUAACAACUACUUCUUCGUCCCAUCAUUAUCAGUUUUUCCCGAAUCCACCUAUACUCUCAUCUCAAUUCUUAAAAACCAUCCACUUUUUUAUGCUUUAACUGCUACACGCCCCACAUCUAAAACCUAUAUCACCCAGUUCCUUCUUAGCGCCUAUCUAACUACCCUAGAUAACUCAGGGCUAACCAUUGUUGGUUAUGCCUCUCACCUAGUGAACAAAUCUUUGGUUCCACUGGAGUUGAAUGUUGAAAUCCUUUGA